GUAUGUCGCAUUUCAAAAGAUGGCAACGCUGUAAUAUUAAGAUUUUACAAUUGCGCAAGCGCAAUUAAAAAUUGAUUAGUUUAACAGUUGAUACAACAGACGACGCAACAUUGGCAACUUUGUGAUAUAUUUCAAUUGCAUAUGGAAUAAUAAUAAUAUUGUAUAGUAAUAUUAAGCAAAUACACAAAAAUGCUGUAGACUUUGCAUAAUAAACUUCAUUGUAUAUGCCAACCGUUACGCGCUUUUAUUCGGGAAACAUAUGGAGAAAUUCAGCAGCGGCAACAGGAACGAUAUGGACAUGGAUGACAGACGGAGUAGUACCAGUAAUAGCAACAGUCAAGGUGUCAAUGUCAGCCAAUACGACCUUAUGCUCGGAGGGCAUAUGGAGACCUAUAACGUUGAGACCUCAGCUGUGCAUCGCAAGCUGCAGAGUAAAGUCGAAGCAUUGCGCAUAUUGCGCCAGGAGCUGGAACAGUUUCGUGUGGAGCGUGAUCAGUACAAAUUGAUGGCCGAAACACUUCAACUGCGAUACUCGGCCAUGAAGCGGAGCAGCGAACUCCUGGCUGUGAAUGGCAAUGGCUGUGGAGCGUUGAGCGAGAAUUCCAGCCUUGCGGCGCUGCUUCAUGAGACACGCGAGUUGAAUCUUAAGCUAAAUACCGAAGUGGAGGCACUGAAGCAACGGCUUGGCGAAAUUCAGGGCGACAUGGAAUUGCUGCGCGAAAGAGAAGCUAACAGCAAGUCCCGACUGCAGGCGAUGCUUUGUCAAAAUGCUGCGCACAACAAGGAGGAACUGCAAUGGAAACGGGAACGGGCCAAUUUCAUUUGCCAUCUGGAGAACAUAAAGAAGAAGAAUGCACAAUUGGCGUUCGAUCUCAAGGGGAUUAUUGAUGAAAAGGAGGAACUCAUUACGGAACGCGAUGCGUACAAGUGCAAGGCGCAUCGUUUAAACCACGAACUGUUGGUGGCAUUGAAAGCCAACAAAAUGCAUCCAAAACUGCUGGACAUUGAUGGCGUGCUGCUGGAAAACAAGUACCUACAUGAACGUGUUAAGAUUCAGGAGAGCGAAUUAGAGCUUACCAAACAGUCGGCUAGCAAGUAUAAGACCAUGUUGGAGACAAAGCGAAAGAAGGGAAUCGUCAAGCUUGGCAGCAGCAGCAAUGAUGAAACGUUACUAAGUCCUAGACAAGUGAAAACAAUUCUGGAGAGCGGCAUUGAUUUACCUGGUAAAACGGAGACUAUUCACGAUCUUAAGUCCUUGUGCUUGGCACUGCUCGACAAUUUGAAUGACAAGAAUUUAGCGCUGACACACCAAAAAAGAACUAAUAAAAUCCUUGCGACUAAAAUGGCCGAGCUGGAACAACGUUGGCAGCAGCUAUUAAGCAGUGAAUCGGAAAAUCCCACAGGCGACGAUGAGGAUGAAGAUUAUGGUUAUGCACCAUCGCAGUUGUUGCUUAAUGGCUACUGUGCGGCCAUGGUUGAUGACGUGGGAAUUCAGGAGCACCAUGGGGGCCAAGGAGCAACAGUAGCAGCAACGCCAACUACAUCAGAGGACGCACAUACAGUAGCAACCGAGCCAUAUGACAUGAAGAUCAUUGCCAAUGAUUGCAUUGGUGCUUUGCAGUCGGAUGACGGCAUGUCUUCGCUGUCAUCGGAGUCAGCCGACUCCUCCGUGUAUGGGAUUGAUGUACGACUGAAUGAUGUAGCCAUCAAUGCUUAUAAAUCCUCUUCGGCUACGACGGAUUCGGGUAAUUGUGGUUUUGGCUGCAAUGGUACACCAAGAGUUUCCAGUGCUGUCGCCAGGGAACGAAUGGAGGAUCUUCAAGACUUGCCGCCACAUUUGGCUGCUUUAGUGCAAAAGGCUCUUCACGAUCUGGAUAUGCGAGAUUAUGAGGCUAUGGUUACAAUAAGCGCUGAGAAUGCUGCAACCAUGUUGUAGUUGUACAACUUUGAGCUGAGUUAACUAGUUCAACAUUACUAAUUUAAACAUUACCAUUAAUAAUGAAUGUAUCACAAAUAUCGUUAUACAAUUGCGAGUUAUAAAUUAUCUAUUUAUAUAUAUUAUUACAAAAGUACAAUAAACGCAGCUCUGCUUGAGUCUUGAUGAGA
Molecule: messenger RNA, 2106 nt
Organism: Drosophila innubila
Lineage: Eukaryota; Metazoa; Arthropoda; Insecta; Diptera; Drosophilidae
Product: coiled-coil domain-containing protein 149
Exons: 5
Coding region: 260-1936 (558 amino acids)
Source: RefSeq, a predicted model, not a curated record